AUGAGCGACGAGCACGAGAACACACACGCGAACGAUGACAAUCAGCAACCCGAAUCCGCUCCCAUCGGAGGCGGUGCUGUGCUUGAUCUGGACAUCGAGCGUGAACUCCAAGACUCCUAUCUGACGUACGCGAUGAGCACGAUCAUGGAUCGGGCGCUCCCUGACGUGCGUGAUGGUCUCAAACCAUCGCAGCGCCGCAUCCUCGUCGCGAUGAACGAUCUCAACCUGCGACCAAACAAGAAGCACCUCAAGUGUGCGAAAAUCUGUGGCGAUACCUCCGGCAACUACCACCCGCACGGCGAGUCGGUGAUCUAUCCAACUAUGGUCGGCAUGGCGCAGAAGUGGAAGAUGAACACACCGAUGGUUCAGCCGCAGGGGAACUUUGGUUCCAUCGACGGCGAUCCUCCCGCGGCGAUGCGAUACACCGAAGCGCGUAUGACGCACGCUUCGAUGGACAUGAUGCAGGACCUGAAACUGUCCACGGUGGACUUCGCUCCCAACUACGAUGAUCGACUCAUGGAGCCGACCGUGCUUCCAGGGAAGUUCCCAAACCUGCUCGUCAACGGCGGGAUGGGCAUCGCGGUGGGGAUGGCAACGAGUCUCCCGCCGCACAACCCAACCGAGAUCCUCGACGCGAUCAUCCGCUUGGUCAACAAGCCGGAGAUCGACCUGCUCGAACUCAUGACCGACGAGGUCGACGAUGACGGCAAUGUCGUCCGCCGAGGCGUGCAGGGUCCGGACUUCCCAACCGCAGGUCGGAUCCUCGGACGCAAGGGCAUCAUGGACGCGUACACCUCUGGGCGCGGCCGCGUCACCGUCCGAGGCAAUGUCCAUGUUGAGGAAAUGCGUCCGGGUCGCGAUCAGUUGGUGAUCGAUCAGAUCCCGUACUCGCUCGUCCAGAACACGCUCGUCGAGAAGAUCGUCGAAGCGGUCAAAGACGAGCGGAUCGUGGAUAUCGCGGAUGUCCGCAACGAGUCUGGACGCAACGCGCAGACACGCAUCGUGAUCGAGCUCAAGAAGGGCGCCGAUCCCGCGGUCGUCGAGAACCAGCUCUACCAGAACACCCCACUCCAGCAGACCUUCAGCAUCAUCAACAUCGCGCUGGUCAAUCGUCAGCCGAGAACGAUGGGGCUCAAGCAGAUGAUGGAGUGCUAUGUCGAUCACCGAGUCGAGGUGAUCACGCGGCGCACGCAGCACCUGCUCCGUGAAGCGAAGAAACGCGCGCAUGUGCUCGAGGGCAUGAUCUACGCCGUCGUAGAUAUCGACGAGAUUAUCCAGCUCAUCAAAUCUUCCAAGACGCGCGACGAAGCGAUCAACAAGCUCAUGGAGCGCCGUUACACGAUCCCAUCGGAUCAUCCCGCUGCGGCACAAAUCCCGCAACGACUCAUGGCGAUGGUCCGUGAAGCGGACAACCACGGCGGAACCGCUUUGACACGCGUCCAAGCGGAAACCAUUGGUGCGAUGCGCCUCAUUCAGCUCGUUGGUCUGGAAAUCGAGCGAUUGGUCAAGGAGUACACCGAACUCGUCGUCGAAAUCGAAGGAUACGAAGCAAUCCUCGCGGAUCAUCGCAAGAUCCUCGACAUCAUCGUCGAGGAUUGCGAAGAGAUGAAGUCCAAGUACGGGCGUGACCGUCUCACCUCGAUCGAGGACGCGGCGGGUGAUAUCGACAUCGCGGCACUCAUCCAAGAACAGGACAUGGCUGUGACGAUCUCACAUCAGGGUUAUGUCAAACGAGUCCCGCUUGAGACCUACCGCUCUCAAGGGCGAGGCGGCAAGGGCAUCAAAGCAUCGGAUGCGAAAGACGAUGACUUCAUCGAGCACCUGUUCGUUGCUUCGACCCACGACGAUCUGCUCUGCUUCACUGAUACGGGACGCGUGUUCAAGAUCAAGGUUUACGAACUCCCUGAGAUGGGACGCACGAGCAAGGGCAGACCGAUCAUCAACUACAUCGAUCUGAAGCCGGGUGAGCGAACCUGCGCGUACCGAUCGAUCAAGGACUUCGAAUCCGGAUCACACUUCCUCACAUUCGUCUCCAAAGGCGGCAUCAUCAAACGCACCGCGCUCAAGGAGUACCGGAAUGUCAACCGCUCCGGUCUGAUCGCUGUUGGACUCAAGGAAGACGACGCGCUCUUCAACGUCCGAUUGACCACAGGUGUCGAUGACAUCAUGCUCAUCGCGUCCAACGGCAUGGCGAUCCGCUUCAACGAGCAGGAUGUGCGACUGAUGGGACGCUCCGCCGCAGGAGUCAAGGGCAUCGAGCUCGGGAAGGACGCGGAGAUCGUCGGGAUCAUGCGCGUGCCGAUGGUGACCGAUCAAGAAGACGACGAAGUCCGUCACACAUCGCAAGACGCGCUCAAUCGCGGACUCAGCGUGUUGACUAUCUGCGAGAACGGCUACGGCAAGCGAACGCUCGUCGAUGAGUACCGCGUCGCUCCAGAGAACGGCCCGAUGCGCAGCCAAUCGCGCGGUGGCAAGGGGCGCAGCGAUAUCAAGACCACCGCUCGCAACGGACAAGCCGUCGUCGCGGUGGGGGUCUACGACGCGGAUGAUGUCGUGGUGAUCUCGCGAGGUGGACUGCUGGUUCGCAUGGCUGUGGAUUCAAUCUCCAGAAUCGGUCGAGGGACCCAAGGCGUGCGUGUGGUGGGGCUCAAGGGUGACGAUCGGGUGAUUGCUGCUGCACGAGUUGAAGAAUCUGAGGACUCAAACGAUGAUUCAUCUGUUACAAUCGAGGAGCAGUCAUAA
This is a messenger RNA of Symbiodinium sp. CCMP2592, 2742 nucleotides long. The record is from the annotation of a GenBank genome assembly. Lineage: Eukaryota; Dinophyceae; Suessiales; Symbiodiniaceae.